Messenger RNA from Syngnathus acus (greater pipefish), 2702 nucleotides. RefSeq names its product gap junction alpha-5 protein-like. Gene Ontology annotation, biological process: cell communication. The transcript has 7 exons. Lineage: Eukaryota; Metazoa; Chordata; Actinopteri; Syngnathiformes; Syngnathidae. The record is from RefSeq and is a predicted model, not a curated record. Gene Ontology annotation, cellular component: connexin complex. The coding region runs from base 468 to 1661 and encodes 397 amino acids.
AGUGCCCCUCCACACACACACACUAUUGCACACGCAAAGUGUGCUCUCAUCUGUGGACAACUCACUUGGGAUUGCAAAUGAUCUGUUGAAUUUAUCUCUUGGCGACUUCUUUUUUUGGGGCAAAAGUAAUCCAGAAUUCCCUUGGAAUCUGCGAGGUGUGCUCACUUUUCAUUGCAAAUGAUCUGUUGAAUUUAUCUCUUGGCGACUUAUUAUUUUUUUUGCCAAAAGUAAUCCAGAAUUCUCUUGGAAUCUGCGAGGUGUGCCCACUUUUCACAGGUGUAGCCACACUUGAAUCCUCCUUCCUACCUUGCUCAAGGGCGCCUUGACGGACCAGCUCCAACCUGCUGCUAGUUGACCCAGGUGCGACUUUGCAAACUUGAAGCCCACAAAUAUCCUCACGUCUUCAUCGUCAUCAUACUUGGCAGGAAGGUGAAUUCGGCUGAGUGGUCGCCAACGAGCAAAUAUCAAUGGCAGACUGGAGUCUUCUGGGAAACUUCCUCGAGGAAGUACAGGAACACUCCACCUCCAUUGGCAAGGUGUGGUUGACCAUCCUGUUCAUCUUCCGCAUCCUGGUGCUCGGGACGGCAGCAGAGUCAUCUUGGGGCGACGAGCAGGAGGACUUCAACUGCGAUACAGAGCAGCCCGGCUGCGAGAACGUUUGCUACGACAAAGCCUUCCCCAUCGCGCACAUUCGAUACUGGGUGCUGCAGAUCGUGUUCGUGUCCACGCCCAGUCUAGUGUACAUGGGCCACGCCAUGCACACGGUGCGGCGGGAGGAGAAGCGGCGCAGCCAAGAAGAGGACGAGAGCGGCGAGGAGGAUGACGACGACGACCCUGGAGGGGGUGACGACGACGAGGAACAAGGCGGCAAAGACGGCAAAGAACCAGGGAAGCGCAAGAAAGCGGGGCCUGCGGCGGGCAGAGUGCGCCUGAAGGGGGCGCUGCUGCAGACCUACGUGCUGAGUAUCGUCAUCAGGAGCUUCAUGGAGGUGGUGUUUCUGUGCCUGCAAUACUUCCUGUAUGGAAUAUUCCUCAACCCUCUCUAUGUGUGCAAGGCUUGGCCAUGUCCACACCUGGUCAACUGUUACGUGUCGCGGCCCACGGAGAAGAAUGUCUUUAUCGUGUUCAUGUUGGCCGUGUCGGGCGUGUCGCUGGUGCUCAGCGUGCUGGAGCUUCAUCACCUGGCCUGGAGGCACUGCUGCAGAAGGUUGUUGGCCUCCAAGAAGUCGGCGACUACCACGGAGUCAACUCAAUCCAAACAAGUCACCCUGACUCCGCCGCCACCGCCGCCAUCCACCCCGCCUCCCGAAUUCAGCCAGUGCGUGAUCAGCUCCUCGCACUUCCUGGCGCUGCCCUUCUCCAACCACCGGCUAGCCCACCAGCAGAACUCGGUCAACAUGGUGACCGAGCAGCAUAAAAUGGCGGCGGGAGUGCACGGCGACGAGAGCCUGCUGCAAAUGAGCUGCUACCCGGACGGCUGGCGCGGCACCGCUGAUGUGGCCGCCUGCUACGACGCCGCCGGUUGCCUGCGCAUCCAAAACAUGGGCGGCGUCAAGCGUCCGCUGCUGUGUGCUGCCAACGUGGUCCCAAAAGACAAACGGCGACUCAGCAAAAGCAGCGGCACGAGCGGGCGAACGCGAGCCAACGACCUCGCCAUCUGACAACGGGGGCCAUUCAGCUCCUGGCUUGAACUUGUGAUGCGCACACUCAACACUGCGGUCUUCAUCCAGAAGCCUCCAAGGAGCAUUCCGCUCUUUAGACCUGAGCCGCCGGUCAUAAAAAUGGAAACAGAAGGAUGGGAAUCAGGCUAAACAGUUAUUUUUGAACUCUUCAAAGACAAACAAGAUGGGCUGCAUGUGGGUCACCAACAGAGAAGGCCAUGCAUUUGGUACCACCACUUUGACAUCGCAAUAACAGAAACCAAAGCACAAAAUAACUUAGGAUCUUAUUUUUUCACUUUAUUUUUGUCAGAUCGAUACCAGUACAACUAUGUAUUCCCUGUUUCAGUAUUCACUGAUACCCCCUACUGAUACCUCUAAAGUACUUAUCGUUGGGUGGCUCAUUUUAUGCAAUACCCCCACACAAAAAAAAUCCAACUUCAUUAUACUGAUGAUUUUGCUAAACGACAAUAACAACUUUGUUCAUGUAGUAUUAUGACUUUUUUCACAGAAUCAACAGUUCCUCUGCUGAUCACAGCCAGUGAUAGUAUUUGCUCUGUUUGGCCUUGAAGACACGAUUAGCGAUUAAUACACAGUUGUCUAUGAAAUCCAUGUGCAACUGCAAAACACAAACAAGGCAGGCGUGAGAGCCUACAAACAAUAGCAACAUUUGUCUUGUUCUUUUUACUGAGUGUAGGAUGGACGACAGUGGCCUGCACCUGCUGCUGGACAAUAAGUUGUGUGCAAAAAUAACAACAACCCUUUGACAAGAAGACAUGGGCAGGAUGUUGAACGUGAAGCACAGGCACAACACUGCCUAAAAUCUUAACAUAUUUUCUCAAAAAUUGAUGGAAGAUGUCAAAUUUUGUUGAGUUCUGAAUUUUUCCAAUUUUGACUUUUUUACAGAUAAGUUUUGUAGACACCUGUGCUUUUAGAUGUGCAUUAGCAACAACGGACUACAAUAAGUAUUCAAAACACAGUUAUCACACAUUUUUGAUUGCAGCUUUUUCUGAAAUAAAAAUGCACUACUCAUUUUCAAAAAUA